AUGUGCAUUGUGUCCUACAUGACUACUCUGACGAUGGUGGUUUCGUUGAAAUCCAAACGGCAGUGCACAAGAAUGCAAGGUCGGCUCAGAAAAAAAACCCAGCUUUUACCAAUCGUAAUCCCCGCUAGAGGUGUAGAUGGAGAGUGUUGGCCUCCAAAGGUUCUUGAAGCCUUCGCCAGAUGUGGUAUGGUCUUCAACGGGAUCAUCAAUGGGCCACUUUUUAGACCUCCAGCUUCUCCCGAUUGCAGUGAGCUCUGUGCAAGGGGCCUCACUUCAAGUGAAAGCACGCGGUUCCUGAGAAUGUUUUGUGGUGAACGACCAGUGCAGGCUUCCGAAGACGAACCAAAACUAUCAUCUUACUCAUUGAAGGCAACUUGCAUCUCUUGGGUUUCAAAGUUCGGCGUUGGGGCGUCCGACAAAGCAGUACUGGGGAGGCAUUCGAGCGUCGUGAACGAAAGCGCCGCUGUGUACUCUAGAGACCUUUCAGUCAGAUCAGUUUGCAUUCUUCAGAAUGUGAUCCUUGACAUUUUUUCUGGUGUGUUCACGCCAGAUUCCGCCAGGAGCGGCUAUUUUCGUCGGCAGCUUGCUAGUGUAAACCUUGUAGAUGAUCCAGCCGCAGACGUGCGCAAUGCUGAUGCGGUCGUUUCAGACCCUGUCAAGUGUGAGGUUGGUUGCAAAAUUAAUUGCGAACAACCGAACAAUGCUGAAUCGGAUAGCGAAGUCUUCUCCGAGACGACUGGAACGGAAUGUGAGCAGUCCAGUGAUCCUGAUGAGGACCCACUGGAGCUGGCAAGGCCAGCGAAAGCGGGCCGUGUUGAGCAACAAGAGGAAACGAAACCAAUGUUCUUUAAACACAGGACGUCAAAACUUAUGCUUGAGAGUUUAGAUGUAGCCAAGCAUAGUGGUUUAUAG
Molecule: messenger RNA, 912 nt
Organism: Durusdinium trenchii
Lineage: Eukaryota; Dinophyceae; Suessiales; Symbiodiniaceae
Source: the annotation of a GenBank genome assembly